Arabidopsis lyrata subsp. lyrata is the source of this 984-nucleotide messenger RNA. RefSeq names its product CBS domain-containing protein CBSX3, mitochondrial. The transcript is spliced from 6 exons. The coding region runs from base 118 to 738 and encodes 206 amino acids. The record is from RefSeq and is a predicted model, not a curated record. Lineage: Eukaryota; Viridiplantae; Streptophyta; Magnoliopsida; Brassicales; Brassicaceae.
CCAUUAGAACCCUUCAAACUCUCCACUCAACUCUCUGGUCAGCUGUCUCUUCCUUCUACUCUAGGGUUCUCAAAGCUCAACUACGAUCUGUUCUUCUUCUCUAAUCUCAGGUGAAAGAUGCAAGCUGUGGUUAGAUCCUUGGUCUCCGGUGGAAAUGUUGUGAAAGCUUCUGUGCUGCAACAUCUCCGUGUGAUUAACCCGGCGAUUCAGCCUUCUGUGUUUUGUUCACGCUCUGAAUCAACUCAACCUGCUCGUAUGGAGGAGACUGGAUUCGAGAGCACAACUAUUUCCGAUGUCAUGAAAUCCAAAGGCAAAAGUGCUGAUGGAUCUUGGCUUUGGUGUACUACUGAUGACACUGUUUAUGAUGCUGUUAAAUCCAUGACACAACACAAUGUUGGUGCCUUGGUGGUUGUGAAACCUGGUGAGCAACAAGUUCUUGCUGGUAUCAUUACUGAGAGAGAUUAUCUACGGAAGAUUAUAGUGCAAGGGAGAUCAUCCAAAUCAACAAAAGUUGGAGACAUUAUGACUGAAGAGAAUAAGCUUAUCACUGUGACACCGGAGACCAAGGUCUUGCGUGCUAUGCAACUGAUGACAGAUAACCGAAUCAGGCAUAUUCCGGUAAUCAAAGACAAGGGCAUGAUCGGAAUGGUGUCCAUAGGAGAUGUGGUCCGUGCUGUGGUUCAUGAGCAUAGAGAGGAGCUUCAACGCCUAAAUGCGUUUAUUCAGGGAGGUUACUAGAUCUUGAAGAUUGGUAAGAUAAGAGUUCCCUGUUGUGUCUGGUCUUGUGCUGCUGAAUCUGAAAAGCUUUUAGAUCAGUGUAAAUAUGCAGUCCUCGUUGUUGUUGUUGUUGUUGUUGUUGUGUUAUGUUUGAUGUGUUGUGUUGUUUCGUUGUUUAACUUGUCAAAACUAAGGCCUUGUGCUUCUCCUUUUCUUGCGCUUACUUUGCAAGAGAAUAAAACCAAAGACUCUGAUCUCGUUAUGAAA